AUGAUGGCUAUAAAAAAUAUGUUUUGGGCUACUUCUUUAAAGCAAGGCAGCAACUAUACCCUAAAGCCAAAAGUAGUAAAAAGUAAUCUUCUUCACAUUUCCCAAUGUAUUCUUCAUCCAAAUGGGCCUGAAGGACUUAACACAAUCUUUGUUACUAUUGAAGAUAAAAAAUAUCCAGUUGCAAAUCUAGAUAAGAAAUCAUCAGACUCUACCCAACUCAAUCUGUAUUUUGAGGCUGAGUCUUCACCUGUUUUUUCUCUUCAAGGACCUGGCGAAGUCUCUCUAUUAGGUUAUUUCGAGCCAGAAAGCAGCCAAAAAAGUAAUGAAGAAUCUGAUGAGGAAGAAGAAGUAAGUGAGGAAGAGAGUGAAAGUGAAAGCGAAAAAGAAAAGCCUAAACCAAAUGAUGGUCAAAAGAAAGAUAAAAUUCAAGAAAAGCCUCAAAAUCAAGCAAAACCUAAAGCUCAAGCUAAGGUUGAGUCUUCUAGUGAAGAAAGUGAGAGCGAGGAGAGUGAAGAAGAAAAAGAAAGUGAUGAGGAAAAGGAUAGUGAUAAAGAAAAAGAUAGCGAUGAGGAAAGCAGUGAAACUGAACAAGAGCUGCCAAAAAAGAGAGAAGGAGGCCCAACAUCUGCAGGAAAACCGCAAAAGCAAGCGAAAGGGCAAGAAGUAAAGGCUCAGCCUCAAAAGCAGCAGCAAAAGACACCUCAAAAGCAAGAAAACCAACAAAAACAGCAAACUCCUCAGCAAAAGCAGCAAAAGCAGCAAACUCCUAAUCAAAAGCAGACUCCUCAACAAAAACAAGCUCCUCAGCAAAAACAGCAAACUCCUCAGCAAAAGCAGCAAACGCCUAAACAGUCAACUCCUGCUGCUAAAUCAGUAGAAAAAAGCGGUCAAAAAACAAAUGAAAAAUCUGGGAAAAAAUAA
This is a messenger RNA of Blepharisma stoltei, 921 nucleotides long. The record is from the annotation of a GenBank genome assembly. Lineage: Eukaryota; Ciliophora; Heterotrichea; Heterotrichida; Blepharismidae.